Molecule: messenger RNA, 1040 nt
Organism: Phyllotreta striolata
Lineage: Eukaryota; Metazoa; Arthropoda; Insecta; Coleoptera; Chrysomelidae
Source: the annotation of a GenBank genome assembly
UGGCGAGCAAGUGGUACUAGCGGAACCGCCGGGGUUCCAUAUGGUCGCGUUUCCUCUUUGUAUUAUGUGAGGUGGAUUGCCGCGCGUUCGGGAACAGGUACCCGAAGAUGGGCUCCAAAAUCGAGUACGUGGAUUCUUCGCAAAUAUACGCCACCAGCUAUGUGAGAAACUCCAAGGCCGUCGGGGUAUUGUGGGCGAUAUUUACCAUUUGCUACGCUAUUAUAGGGAUCGUUGCGUUUAUCAGUACCGAAUGGAUUGGCACAAUCAGCGGGGACAAUCCCGGGAAAAUAGGCCUGUGGGGCGUUUGCUCGCUGGAGGAGAACGCGGAGCCGUGCAGGGAGAAUUUCUGGGAGCACUUCCUGGACAUCGCCAACGCCUUCCAGGCGGCGACGGCGUUCGUCGGCCUGGCGGCGGCGACGGCGGUUUUGACCGUCCUGGCCAUGAUGAUGUUCUGCUUCUGCCACUCGACCACCGUCUACCACAUUUCGGCUUGGCUCCAGCUAAUCUCAGCUGCUUGCAUGAUAGCCGGGUGCGCAGUUUUCCCUGCCGGUUGGGAUUCUGAUGGUACUAGAAAAAUCUGCGGAGCAUCAGCCAAUAAAUACGCUUUAGGCGAAUGCCAGAUCAGAUGGACUUACAUUUUGGCCGCCAUCGGAUGCUUGGACGCCGUAAUUUUGUCCACGUUGGCCUUCCUGCUGGCCCUCAGGCACAUCAAGCUGCAACCGGAUCCGCAUUAUUCCACCAGUCCUAGUCUAUUCAAAGGCGAAAUGAACGGAGCCUUCAUGGGCGAUUCGGCGAGCGUCGCCGGCUCCAGGAAGUCGCUGAGCAUCCACCAUCCGGUCCUGCUGGUGCAUCCCGGCCAGGACGACACCUAUUCUCAGUUUUCGCAGAGAACUGUGCCCAGAUCGGUGCAUUCCGGCCACUAUUCGCAUCCGAAUACGUUGCACAGAAACAUCUAAAUGUCCGUUUUGUAUCAUUUUUAUACCCUUUGUUUUACACGCCUUUAGUUAACCGAAAAAGUAAAUUUUUAUUUUAUCAGUUAA